UGAGUUACGUUGUUUGAUCACCGGGCGAAUGUUUAGCUGUGAGUAAUGUCAGCAUUCUGGCCGAUAUCUAGUCGGACGCCUCGACAUUCGAUAGCACAGCGGUGUUGCGCCGUCCAUAUGAUUUACUUAUCCGUCAGGUGAGAGACAGCCUCUUUCUGUCUUCUUUCGUGAUUUUUUUGCGUGCGGUCAGUGCGGUGACGGCCGCGGCUACGAAAUGAUGUAUACGUUAAAGACGAGCUACGCGGUGCUGAUGCUUCUUCUGUUUACUCGGACUUAUGGCGAUCUCUUCAGACACGCGGAGCAACCUCAGCAAUACAAUCCCGACGAUAUCGUCGAUACAAUACCGUCACUUCCGUGGUAUCUCACAUCAACUCAAGAGAUCGUCCUCCAUGAUAUUAUCCUCAAGUCGAUCUUCCCGCAGUCGUUUGAUAUCAAGGCAAUCCAGAAACGUCCGUUGGACGCUUCCUUCUACAGUGGUCCGAUCGCUGCGACGUACUCGAGCGAUGGUGUUAUAUCGCAGGGUAAUGUCUAUCGUCUGCUCAACGGCCACUGGAUGCUAUGCGAGAACGGAUGCGUCGAUUGCGAGCCGUGUACAACACAAGGAAAUCCCUUAUUCAAAUGGAUCCUGCAAAACGUCAAGCAGUCGUCAGGUUCUGACCCGUUGCGACAUGAUUUCCAGUUGACUAUAAUCUUAAAAACAAAUAAUCCCUUCCACACGAACAACUUGUGGCCCAAUAAUUCUAAUCACGUAAUAUCCGAGACGGAACGGAACUCAAUCUUGGUCACUAAAACGAAACAAGAUAAUGGCUCAGAAAAUUCUCUGCCUAAUCACGAAAAUAGUUUGUCCCAACCGAAUUAUCGGUCGAAGGAUCUCUGGUUGACAGAACGGGAUUCGAUCUCGCAAGAAGAGAAUCACAUUCAAGGAAACGCGAGUACCGACAAGCCGCUCGAGCAAAAGUAUCGACUCAGGAAUAUGAAAUAUCGAUUACGGCCCGUGGAAAAAAGCGCGGAAGAAGCGAACCAAUUGGCGCCCAAGUUGAUCCUGGGAACCGAUCAAUGGGGUCAAAAGCAUUUGAUUCACGUGGUGCCGGCGAAUCAUCUGCCGAUCAACACCUCGCAUUUCGCAAAUUUGCUUGCUCCAAAUCACUCGAUAUCGUCGCAUUUCGUGGCGGACCAAGCAAGCCGUUUGAAUAAUACCAUUUCCAAGCACGAGAAGCAAACUUAUCAGCGGAUAUUCCGGCGAGUAUUCGACUCUCUGAAUACGCACAGGCAAUCAAUCGAGAGUUUCCUCAAGUCACCGAACAAUGUAAGCGAACAGCGAAUAGCUUCCUCCAUGGACAAUAUGGAUGUUGCUGAGUUUCCCUGGCAUCGCAAUAUAAAUCACACAAAUGCUAAUUUCGAGUCAUUUCGCCUUAACGAGACACUGCUAUUGCCUUUUUAUGCAACAAAUAAUGAUGAAAUAGAAAAAAAUCAACAACAUAGAAACAAUCAUGGCUACCAAUACAUAAAACCGCACGUUAAUAAUUAUUAUGGACAUGCAAAUAGAAAUCAAUCUAAGAUAUCGCGUGGUCAGAUUCAGUUGCCAAUAAAUUUUGGUUUUGACAGAGAAUGGCGAAAAGCACUCUUUAGGCCAUAUUAUAUUAAUAAUAAAAAUAUCUCAAAGAUAAAUUCAUCGAUUUUAUCACAAAGCUCGGACAAUUCUUCAAUAGAUGCUAUUCCUAAGCUUGGUUUUAAUAAUAACUUGGUUGUUAUAAACUCCGCGAAGCAAAUUGAUCCUAAUGAAACAUUCAUUGAUAAAGCAAAUAACGAUUUUAUAGAGCCAAGCUCGAUAAUAAUAAAACGCGAGAAUGAACGAGCAUUCAACUCGGAGAGGUUGCCAAGUGGCGAUGCUAAUCGAGAAUUCGAGACUUUGCGCCAUGCUUUCAGGAUAAUUACUACCGAUUCGCCGGUAAUUCAAAGAGGACAUGAAAUUUUAAAUCGUACUACAGCAUUAUAAAUAAAUCAAAGACGUUUGCUGAUAAUCAGUAGUUAAAAAAAAAAGUAAUGGUAGCAAAGGUGAAUAGUAUCUUAAUUAUGAUAUAAUAAUAUUGAUUAUAUUGAUGUUAUAUGUAACGACAUUAUUACAAUGCGAA
Messenger RNA from Cataglyphis hispanica, 2132 nucleotides. RefSeq lists its product as uncharacterized. NCBI's taxonomy places the organism in Eukaryota, Metazoa, Arthropoda, Insecta, Hymenoptera, Formicidae. Bases 215 to 1996 code for a protein of 593 amino acids. The transcript is spliced from 2 exons. The record is from RefSeq and is a predicted model, not a curated record.